CUACGCCACAUGACGCAGCCCAUCAUGGCGGCGGGAGCGCGGCUGCCCGGGCCCGCGGCUCCGCAGGGCUGCUGCCGUUGCUGCUGUUGAGAGGCGGCGGCAGCGGUGCAGACGAGCGGGAAGGAUGGUGUUUCUGUGGCCAGAGUGGCAGGUGCGGACCAGGAGCCAGACUGAGGUUUGGCGAAAGCAACGUGUGCUGAGGAGCAGUCGGCGCGGGUGCUGCUGAGGCUGCUAAGGAAGGCAGAACCGCCUGACGGACGGACGAAAGGAAGGCGACCGGAGAGCCGGCCCCGGAGCCGCGCGGUGGACGAGAUGCCGGGGCCGCCGGCGUUGCGGAGGCUGCUACUGCUGCUCCUGGCCGCUGGCAGUGCUGGGGCCGCGCCACUUCCGCAAACAGGUGCAGGGGAGGUGCCUGCUGCAGAAGUUUCCUCAUCUCUUGUGAUCUUAUCUGUGUGCAGUUUCAUGAUAUUAAUAGUGUUAAUUGCAAACUGUGUAUCCUGCUGUAAGGACCCAGAAAUAGACUUUAAGGAAUUUGAAGAUAAUUUUGAUGAUGAAAUAGAUUUCACACCACCAGCAGAAGAUACUCCCUCUGUCCAGUCCCCAGCAGAGGUCUUCACACUUUCAGUACCAAAUAUUUCACUACCAGCUCCAUCACAAUUCCAGCCUUCUGUAGAAGGUUUGAAGUCUCAAGUUGCCCGCCAUAGUCUGAACUAUAUACAGGAAAUUGGAAAUGGCUGGUUUGGAAAGGUCCUCCUUGGCGAGAUUUAUACAGGCACCAGUGUAGCAAGAGUAAUAGUGAAGGAGUUAAAAGCAAGUGCAAGCCCAAAGGAACAAGAUACUUUUUUGAAAAAUGGAGAACCUUACUAUAUUCUUCAGCAUCCAAAUAUUCUUCAGUGUGUUGGACAGUGUGUAGAAGCAAUUCCUUAUCUUCUGGUGUUUGAGUUCUGUGACUUGGGUGAUCUGAAAGCAUAUCUGCGCACGGAGCAGGGGCACAUGCGGGGGGACGCGCAGACCAUGCUGCUGCAGAGGAUGGCGUGUGAGAUCGCCGCGGGGCUGGCUGCCAUGCAUAAGCUGCACUUCCUACACAGUGAUUUAGCCCUGCGGAAUUGUUUUCUUACCUCUGACUUAAACGUGAAAGUGGGAGAUUAUGGAAUAGGAUUCAGCAGGUACAAGGAGGAUUAUAUUGAAACAGAUGAUAAAAAAAUUUUCCCUCUGCGAUGGACUGCUCCAGAAUUAGUAACGAGCUUUCAAGACAGACUACUAACUGCAGAUCAGACUAAGUAUAGUAAUAUUUGGUCCCUGGGUGUGACACUUUGGGAACUUUUUGAUAAUGCUGUUCAACCAUACUCAAACCUUUCCAACUUAGAUGUCCUCAAUCAAGUCAUCAGAGAGAGAGAUACUAAACUCCCCAAGCCCCAGCUGGACCAGCCUUAUUCUGAUAGAUGGUAUGAAGUUUUACAGUUCUGUUGGCUGUCACCAGAGAAGAGACCAGCAGCUGAAGAUGUACACAGACUACUGACUUAUCUACGCAUGCAGAGCCAGCGGGACUCGGAAGUUGACUUUGAACAACAGUGGAAUGCUCUGAAGCCAAAUACAAAUAGCAGAGACUCUUCCAAUAAUGCUGCAUUUCCAAUUCUUGACCAUUUUACCCGGGAUCGGCUGGGCCGUGAAAUGGAAGAAGUACUUACUGUGACUGAGACAAGCCAGGGACUGAGCUUUGAGUAUGUCUGGGAGGCUGCAAAGCAUGAUCAUUUUGACGAGCGCAAUCGGGGCCAUCCAGAUGAAGCCUUGUCUUACACAAGCAUGUUCUUUCCAGUUGAGGUUUUUGAGAGCUCCCUGUCAGAUCCUGGGCCUGGCAAGCAGGAUGAUAGUGGCCAGGAUGUCCCCUUAAGGGCCCCUGGGGUGGUUCCUGUUUUUGAUGCACACAACCUUUCUGUUGGAAGUGACUACUAUAUCCAGUUAGAAGAAAAAAGUGGUAGCAACUUGGAGCUUGAUUACCCUUCUGCCAUGCUUACAAAUGAAAUGGGUAAUCCUGAAAAGACAGGCGCUGAGCCGUCCCAGAGUAUGGCACUUGGGAACCUUGACUUAGAGGAGUCUAGUACUGAUGAGGAUUUCUUCCAGAGCAGUACAGACCCCAGAGAUUCUGGCUUACCCGAGGACUCACAUGUUCCCAGCGGCCCUGAGAGCCCUUUCAACAAUAUAUUUAAUGAUCUGGACAAAUCAGAGGAUUUGCCCAGUCACCAAAAAAUAUUUGACUUAAUGGAACUAAAUGGAGUUCAAGCCGACUUUAAGCCUACCACUUUAAGUUCAAGUUUGGAUAACUCCAAAGAGUCAGUCAUAACUUGCCACUUUGAGAAGGAAAAGUCCCAUAAGCUUUUUGACUGUGAUCCUCUUUGUCUGUCAGAAAAUCUUAUGCACCAAGAUAAUUUUGAUUCAUUGAAUGUUGAAGAAUUGUCAGAAAACUUUUUAUUUCUUCAAGAGAAAAACUUACUGAAAAGCUCAGUGUCUAGCAAAGAACAUGUAAAUGAUCUUCAAACAGAGCUUAAGAACGCUGGUUUUACUGAGACUAUCUUAGAAACCUCACAUAGAAACUCUUUAGAUACUGAGCUUAAGUUUGUGGAAAAUAAACCAGGCUUUACUUCAUUACAAGAAAAUAUAAGUGCAAAGGAUAAAGAUACAGAUGUGCUCACAGGCAACAUUCUGAGCACCCCUUCCUCCCCGGAAGUGCAGGUCCCUACCUCACUGGAAACAGAAGAAACGCCUCAUAAUGUACCUCCAGAUUCAUUCCUGAAGCAGGGAGAAACCAAACCCAUGUGUUUAGAUGGCAGUGUCUCUGAGGACUGUCUCUGCCAAGACAUCAAUCCAGACACUGUGACCAUCCCAGAUGAAAUUCUCUGGACUGAUGCCAAAACUCACAGCGUUGGUGACAGGGCCCAGGACUCAACUCGUCAAAGUGAGGAGACCUUGAGAGGAACCAAAAGUGACUCCAUUCUUAUUGAUGAUAUUCUCGCUGGUAAAGUAAGUUUAGGGAGUAGUCAUCCUGAAAUAGGACAGAAUUUAGAAAAUAAACUAUUUUCAGAAAACCAUCACAGUACUAGUUUUCUGGAGAAAAACUUGGAAGCUGUAGAGACUUUAAACCAGCUCAAUUAUAAAGAUGCUACAAAAGAAGUGGGCUUGGUGUCCGCCCUUUCCUCGGACUCUACCAGUCAAGACAGCCUCUUGGAAGACAGCUUGUCAACUCCCUUUCCAGCCUCAGAGCAGUCUGUGGAAACCCCUGACUCUUUGGAUUCAGUGGAUGUCCAUGAGGCAUUGCUGGAUUCUUUAGGCUCUCACACUCCUCAGAAACUCCUGCCCCCUGAUAAGCCAGCGGACAGUGGCUAUGAAACAGAGAACUUGGAGUCUCCUGAGUGGACUUUGCACCCUGCUCCCGAGGGCACCUCUAAUUCAGGCGUUGCUUCAGCAGGCGAUGGUGUUCAUACCAGUUUGCCACCCAACCCGGUCAUUGUCAUCUCAGAUGCAGGUGAUGGUCACAGAAGUACAGAAGUGACCUCACAGACUUUUGCACCUGGCUCCCAGAGUUCAUAUCGAGACUCUGCCUACUUCUCAGAUAAUGACUCUGAGCCCGACAAAAAGUCUGAGGAGGUUCCAGAAACCUCCACAUCGGCCUUGAUAUUAGUACAAGACCAGUCCUUGCCUGAGCUGAUCAUCCUAGAGCAGAGUCCCAGUGCUGAGGAUAGUUUUCUGGAAACCAAAGAGAGCCAGCCAGAUCAGAGUUGUCUGUCUGCUUUACAGAAUUCCAGUCACCUGGAAUUAAGAGAAGCAUUGGAGCCACCACAGACUGCUGUUUCCAAACAGAUACAUCCUGCAGAUGACGAGGCUGGUAGUCCUUUGAGUUUGCUGAAUUCAGAACUUAGCAGUGGCGAUGACUUUGAGACACAAGUUCAGCCCUGCACUCUCACUUCCACUGGAACCAACACUAAUGAACUCCUUGCAUUUGCAAAUUCGGCGGUGGACAAGUCCUUAACCAGCCACUCUGACAGCCCCAAGUUGAAGGAGCCAGAUAUUGAGGGAAAAUACCUAGGGAAACUCGGUAUGUCGGGGAUGCUCGAUCUCGCUGAGGACGGGAUUGAUGCAGAUGAGGAGGACGAAAACAGCGAUGAUUCAGAUGAGGACCUGAGAGCCUUCAACCUGCACAGUCUUAGCUCUGAGUCAGAAGAGGAGACUGAACACCCUGUGCCCGUGAUCCUCAGCAACGAGGACGGGAGACACUUGCGGAGUUUGCUGAAGCCCUCAGCAGCCGUGGCCACUGAUCAGCUACCUGGUGAUUGGAAGAAAGAAAAGAAGGCAGUCACAUUUUUUGAUGAUGUCACAGUUUACCUUUUUGACCAGGAGACCCCAACCAAAGAACUGGGGCCCUGUGGAGGAGAGGCACGUGGCCCGGAACUGAGCGGCUCAGCACCAUCUGCAGGCCCCCCCUACCUGAGCAGGUGCAUAAAUUCCGAAAGUUCCACUGAUGAAGAAGGAGGUGGCUUUGAAUGGGAUGAUGACUUCUCCCCAGAUCCUUUUAUGUCAAAAACAACAAGUAACCUUCUCAGCUCCAAGCCUUCUCUUCAAACAUCAAAGUACUUUUCCCCGCCACCACCAUCCCGGGGCUCGGAGCAGAGUUGGCCCCAUGUGGCACCCUACUCCCGGUUCUCCAUCUCUCCUGCCAACAUUGCCAGCUUUUCCCUCACACAUCUGACUGACUCGGACAUCGAGCAAGGAGGAAGCAGUGAAGAUGGAGAAAAAGACUAGGCAGCUGCUGACAUGCUCUCAGGUCCGAGGCUGCUCCUGUGGGGCCACAGUCCUGUGCCCUCAGCCCAAGCAAUGCCAUCCCUUCGACCCUUGCUGAGAUUGGGAGAGAGCACCAGAAGGUGAAAGGGAGAUGCCCGAGCUGAGUUGGGGCCUGGGGGAGCCAUGGUAGGGAGCGUGGCCAUGUCCCAGCAGCUGGUGUCCCUCAGCUCCUGCACCUGUGGCUGCUCUCACACUUGAAGUGCUCACGUGGUGGUAGUUCUGGGGAAGUGCCCACACCACCUUUGCGUGUGGAAGGGUGCGUCUGCUUUCCAGGUGGGUGUUCUCUGUGUCUGCACCUGUACACCUGGUCCAUGCCUGGCGCCACGGAGAACGCACUAGGGAAACGGUCACGAGUGAGCCAUAUUUAUUAUUUUUAAAGAAAUCACUAAUUGCUUUCUGUAAUUGCACUGUGGAUAAAUAUUAAGAGUCUCCAAUGUUGUACAGAAUCUUAAAUUAUUCCAGGAAAAUAAGGCAGGUCAAGCUGGUGCUAUCCACUAGUUUGAUUUUUUUUUUUCCUGUUUUAUAGUUUGUUUGCUCUGCAUGGUACUUGUAAAGCUUAAAUAUUUUCAGUGUUCUGCUGUCUUUAGAAUUGUUGGAACUGUACAUAUGGUACUCUUUCAUAAAUGAUAAACAAUUCUGAAUGUUAGUGUUUUAUGUUCUUAUAGGAAGUACUUUCAAUGAGUCCAGAAACACCACUCUGUUGUGUUGAUUGAAACAAACACAUUUUUGUCUCUUCUCCACAAGGUGGUUUCUCUGCAGCAAAUGAGGCUUCUCUCUGAGGAGCUGAAGGGUCUUGCAGUUUCUCAUGUAAUCCCCCCACCCCCAUCUUUUCAAAACCUUUUGGUAAGAAUCGAUCAGUGGUGCAUCCCAGAACUCAGUGUCAGCUUCUGAUGCCCAGAUGGCCUGGCUCUCACUGGGGGCGUCCUGGUGGAGCAGGUCAGGUGAGCUGUAAACAGAGAAGGGUCACGGUGACACUUCCUUUCAGCACAGCUCUUCUGCGUGUUUGAGGAGGCCAGACUACUGUGUAACUCCAGUGUUCUUAUAGAUCCUUCCUUCAAGAAGCCGGGGAACUCAGAGGAAGAUGUCUCUCCACAAAGGGCUCCAGUUGCCAAGGAUGGUUUGAGUGAAUUGUUUGUACACUUCUGGUGGUGUUGGUUUGAGCUUUUAAAAAAUCUCCACAGCUGAAUUUUCUCCUCAGAGCACUCCAAGUCAUUUCUAGGUGUGGCCAGUCUCUUUGAAACCUAGGAGAUACACUAUACCCUGCACCUGUGGAGCAGUGAGCUGAGGGACAACAGCAGAGCCUUCAGCAGCCAACAUGUCCUCUCGGUUGAGACCUUGGGUGGCCCUGUGUGGCCCUGGGGCUUAUCUGCAUGGACCUUUCCCUUCUGUAUUGGGCACCAAGUUCUCCUUUUGUGUUGAAAGGGACCGAGUAUUUCCAGUGCACCUUUGUGGUGUUGGCGGGAACUGGGUGUUCAUAAUACAAGGAUGACUUCAUUUUGCCCUCCUUGAGUUCUGCUUUGAUGUAAGGAAGCCUCCAGUGGCCCGGGCAGCAUGGCCACACUGUGCUGAGGGCAGCACCAUUUGUUUCAGAUGGGUCCUCAGGCCUGUGGCACUGGCCCUUCACCCCUGAUGUUUUCCGGUGCUGAUAGGCUCCCCAGGCCUGGGCUAGGGCUGCCUAGUGUAAAUCAGAGGAACUUAGGUUCUAAUGCAAAAUGCAAAUGUGGGUGUUAGCCAGAGUUUAUAUGGCAGAUUAUGACCUUUAUUACCAAUUCUGGACUUCCUCCACUAAUUUUUUAUACUAAGCAAUAACUUUCCAAAGCAAGAAAAUUUAGAAUGAAGAAAGAGUUCCCCUGAUCCCCAGUUUGGUGUAAACAUAGCGUGCUCCUGGGCCGUGCAGAGAACACUGACUCUUGUGAUGUGCAUAUGUUUUUUAAAAAAUUAACAGGGCAUUAGAUAAAUGAUUUUGCCAAAAUUGUCAAAACUCACAAUUUCUUGAUAUGGAGACUUCCUGAAUUUUCUGGAUUUUUACAUCUAACUGCCAGUCUUGGUUGACAGAGAAAUGAGAAAUGAUUGUUCUCAUUUUUUCAAAUUAUAGAUUUAAAGAGUUCAAAUUUAAUGAGUAAAAUCAAGCAGACCUAUAAGAUAUAUAAUCUUCUUAUACAAUCAGCCUAGAAUAAAUUUAUUGAUAUUUUGGGGUUGUACAUUUUUCACUAUGAUUAAGGAGAUUUUAACAACAUAAUUCCCAACUUUAAGUCUGUUAUCACUCUCAUUAAUUGCCAAAACAUUUUAUACCUUGAGUGUGUGUGGGGGGGGGUAGAGUAGUGUAUCUUAGUGUGGUGUUGCAUGGAAGGGAAAAUUUAUAUUUAUAAUAAACAUGGGUAAACAUGUUCUUUUGAAAUCUCAAGCAAUACACAAGAAAUUUAAUUAAGUAGAUUGAAAUUUUCAGUCCAUUUUUGAAAUGUCAGCAUGUGCUUUGUUCAGUUCAUUUUUUUUAAAUUAAUAAGUUGGUUAACAGUAGUGGGUUUUCUAAAUAUACUUGUUCCACUCAGUUGUGCAAUGAAAUAAACCAGUGGCAUUAGAUGAUAUGUGGGGCAAUGUAGAAUACCUGGUCCCAGGAAUAUUCCCUGGCUUCCUUUUCGAGGCAAUCCAGAUUUUAAUUAGUCUUACUUUGAUGGGGUUUGUGUAUUUUAAAUCCUAUAAUAAAAAUCUUUCAUUUUCUUCCUAGCUAGAUGCUAAUUUGUGACUAAAUAACCCUAUUACAAGCCAGAAAGAGCAGUGUAGAAAAAGUGUCCCCCAGCUUCUUCUGAGAAUUGGACUGUGUGUCUGGGCAAGAAGUUGUUCAUCUUUAGGGUAAAAGAACCUCAACAAAGCUGAAUUGAAAACAGAGCAUUCAUUCUAUUUUUAAAUGUACAGAUUCGAUUGUUUCUAUAGAAAUGAGUUUAAGAAAAGUCUUUGUAUGUCUUGCUGCCGUAAAAAUGCCUUUCAAAACCUCUUCCUUUUAUCCAUAUUUCCCAUAGGUAUUUGUAAAGUUAAUGACAUAUUGCAUGUCUGUCCUGAGGAGCCGGGUUGGAAGGGAGGCAGCUCCUAGCCCAUCACCUGAAAAUUCAGAAGUAAACCACAGUUACACUCCAAAGGUUGGGCUUUAGUUAUGGGGGCUUCAAAGCAUUAGCCCUAUGAAAAGUAGCCUUAAAGUAAGAAUGAGUGUACACAAUUAUUUUGGACUUAAAUCUCAGAAACAAUAUUCCUAAGUAGUAAUUGGAUUGGCUUAAGCCUUGGCUAUUAAUAAAGAAAAUUCUCUUUAGUAUACAAAUAAAUUCUUAAAGAAGUGUUGACAGUAUUGAAUUACCAACAAACCUGUUAAAAUGAAUUUGAGUGGCUUAACCAUGUGCUGUUAAAGUGUUCAGGUUUGCAUGGGUGGGGUUGGAUCUGGAACCUGGUAUAUGUGUCCACUGGUUGCUUCCAGCUGCAGAUGAGGACUUAUGGAGGAGUCAUAUCGACCGGGUCUCCCCAUUGUACUUUAACACAGUCGAAAGAGGUUCACGGCAAUAUUAACAGUUAAUGAACUUUCAGUUUAAAUUGUGUACAUUUUUAAAUUGUAAGAUUUUUACUGUAUAUUGAUGCAUAGUGUGAUUCAAUAAAUUGCUUGUAAUUUAAAAACUAUUUAAUAUUCAAAAUAAAUAUAGUUAUAUAUUUAUAAA
Otolemur garnettii (small-eared galago) is the source of this 8531-nucleotide messenger RNA. It is a transcript of the gene LMTK2, whose product is annotated as lemur tyrosine kinase 2. Gene Ontology annotation, molecular function: ATP binding; protein kinase activity. The record is from RefSeq and is a predicted model, not a curated record. The transcript is spliced from 14 exons. Bases 313 to 4794 code for a protein of 1493 amino acids. Gene Ontology annotation, biological process: protein phosphorylation. NCBI's taxonomy places the organism in Eukaryota, Metazoa, Chordata, Mammalia, Primates, Galagidae.